UCUGAAUGAUUUAAAAGGCUCUCGCCUCCCACCGCCUCCUGGUGAUGCGCGAGAUGCUACUGCUGCUGAAGAGAGAGAAGGAGAAGAGAGAGAGGGAAGAGACAGACAGAGGAGAGAGAGGCAGAGAGAGCGCGUAAGGGAGAGCGAGAGAGGAGAGAGAGAGACUGCAACAGCAGCCGACAUGGAGCUCGAGCCUUUCCGCGGGACGGCGAGCAUCCUCUAAUCUGCCAGGGUCACGGUAGAAUACAUUGACACCUGAGACAACAGAGAACACUUCUUUAUCACCAUGAAGCACUGCUGACACCCCCCUCACCUGACUACCAGAGAGAAGACACUUUCUUCCUCCCAUCCUCUCUCCCACUCAGCCCAUCUUCACAAGGAUAAAGGUUAUUUACGAGAGUGGGAAAGUAUGUCAGGUCUGCGUGGUAAGCUGCAGCGUGUCCAGUGGCGGGCAGGAUGGCACUCCUUCACCUCCAGAGUCCUCAGGACCAAACCAGUAGAGAGCAUGUUGGACUCUGGGACAGGUGGGACCAGCAGCCAUGGCACCAAGCUAGCGAGGGUGUUGUCCACGGUAGACCUGGUGUCACUAGGGGUGGGAAGCUGCGUUGGCACGGGGAUGUACGUGGUCUCUGGGCUGGUUGCUAAGGAGAUGGCCGGACCUGGAGUCAUCGUCUCCUUCAUCAUCGCUGCUGUCGCCUCUAUACUGUCAGGAGUGUGUUAUGCUGAAUUUGGGGUUCGCGUUCCCAAGACAACAGGCUCAGCCUACACUUACAGCUACGUGACAGUGGGGGAGUGUGUGGCCUUUUUCAUUGGCUGGAACCUGAUCCUGGAGUACCUGAUUGGUACAGCCGCGGGGGCGUCGGCUCUCAGCAGCAUGGCAGACUCACUAGCCAAUAAAAGCAUCUCUACGUUUAUGACUACACACAUCGGAACACUCAACGGCCUGGGUAAAGGAGAGCAGUCGUACCCAGACCUCCUGGCCCUGCUGAUAGCAGUAAUAGUGACAGUGAUCGUGGCCCUGGGGGUGAAGAACUCAGUAGGGUUUAAUAAUGUGUUGAAUGUGAUCAACCUGAUGGUGUGGGUCUUCAUGAUGGUGGCCGGACUCUUCUUCGUCAACGGACACAACUGGGACGAUGGAAGGUUCUUACCCUUCGGGUGGUCAGGGGUGAUGCAGGGAGCGGCAACAUGUUUCUAUGCCUUCAUAGGGUUUGACAUCAUCGCUACAACAGGAGAGGAAGCCAAGAGCCCCAACACCUCUAUACCCUAUGCUAUUACUGUUUCCCUCAUCACCUGCCUUACUGCAUACGUCUCUGUAUCAGUGAUUCUGACUCUGAUGGUUCCCUAUACAGAGAUCGAUGCAGACGCUCCUCUGAUGGAGAUGUUUGCUGUACAUGGCUGUUAUUUUGCUAAGUACAUAGUAGCAGUAGGCUCUGUAGCUGGCCUGUCUGUCAGUCUCCUGGGCUCUCUGUUCCCCAUGCCACGAGUCAUCUACGCUAUGGCUGGAGACGGACUGCUGUUCAGGUUCCUGGCCCAUGUGUCUCCCUACACUGAGACUCCAGCAGUGGCAUGUGUUGUGUCUGGCUGUCUGGCUGCUCUCCUCUCUCUCCUCGUCUCCCUACGAGAUCUCAUAGAGAUGAUGUCCAUAGGAACACUACUGGCUUACACACUGGUUAGUGUGUGUGUGUUGUUGCUACGCUACCAGCCAGAAUCAGACAUCCACGGCUUUGUGAACUUCCUGUCUGAGGAGCAGUCCAAUAAGAAGAAGGAGGGCGUGUUAGCUGAGUGUGAGAAGGAAGUGUGCUCUCCAAUCAGUGAAGUAGAUGACUACGGAGGACCUCAAACUAACACCUGUGGAGCUAAGAAUCUCCCCUCGCUAGGCGACAACGAGAUGCUGAUUGGUAAACCAGAUAAAACCACUUACACUGCCAGCCACCCGAACUACGGCACCGUCGACAUGGGCUCCGGCAUCGAAUCAGAAGAGUCAGAGGGCGGGAUGUCGUGGAGGUUGAAGAAGCUGAUUGGUCCGCGGUACUACACAAUGAGGAUCCGAUUGGGCCUGCCUGGAAAGAUGGACCGGCCCACUCCGGCAACAGGAAAGACAGUUACUGUCUGUGUCCUCCUCCUCUUCCUCGUAGUCUUCAUCUUCAACUCCUUCAUCAUCUUCGGAGCGGCCAGCAUCGGUGAUGGCAGCUGGUGGGCUCUUCUCCUGCUGAUCUUCCUGGUCAUCUUCAUGGCCCUCCUCAUCGUCAUCAUCCUGCAGCAGCCAGAGAACCCGAAGCGACUGCCCUACAUGGCUCCGGCUGUUCCCUGGGUUCCUGCUGCUGCCAUGCUGGUCAACAGCUACCUGAUGUUAAAACUGUCUGCCAUCACCUGGAUACGCUUCGCUGUCUGGUGUUUCCUAGGUAUCCUGAUCUACUUUGGUUAUGGGAUGUGGAACAGUACUUUGGAGAUCAGGUCCAGGGAGCAGGAGGUCCAUGCGUCUACAUACCAGCGCUACGAUGGUCACCAUGCCGGGGUGGACGACGGCUUCUCAGGCUUCAGCGUUGACGACGACCUCUACCCCCCUAGCAACAACGACCCCUGGGCCGCACCACAUGGUGUCGACGGGUCAGGGCUGGUACCCCCCACGGCUGAUGAUGAUGAUUGGACGGUUCCGAAGGGAGGAGCUAAGAGAGCGCUGGCGGAGGAGGACCCAGUAGAUUUCUGAGAAGAAAGGAAUGAUGGACGGAUGGACGGAUGUUUCCGAGAGGAUUGAUAGAUGUUACUGUUGUUAACAACUGAAUGUACUGCCUACUGCCGGCUGCCUGCCUGCCGGGUGUGUGUGUGUAUGUGUGUCUGUGUGUGUGUGUGUGUCUGUGUGAAUGUUUGUGUGGGUCGCUUGUUACUUAUUUAAAAACAUAAUUUUUUCAUUGAAUUACAAAGGAAGUAUGAUCCUAUGGAGGAAAGCUGUAGACUACCAAUCAGAAACAGUGGGCGGAGUCUUUGGGUUGAUUUGGUGAUGGGCAUACAGUGAAGGUAUUUUCCUCUCACUAUAGACAGUCCAGAGUGAUGACAGACUGGGAGCGACGAGUCAGCAUUUCCUGGUUCGCCACACUCACAGGAAGUUGUCAGAGCGCUGAUCCGAGGUCAUUUCCUGUCACUGGUGCAGGUGUCUCUGCUGCUUCUCUCAUCUCACAGAGAGGAAACUAGCUACACACACACACACAGACACACUUAGACACACACCCGCCUCUCCAGUCUCUAUCUGGGAAGGAGGGGGGCUGAUGGGGUUUUGUUUCACAUUGUAAUUGGACUGCUUGCAAUAGUGCCUUCAUCUGUGUGUGCAUGCGUGUGUGUGUUAUUCUUUUGGGUGUGUGUGUGCAUGCGUGCGUGCGUGUGUACGCUUUUACACCUUGUAUCUAUGUCCCCUUCAGGGUCUUACCAGUGGAGUGUGUUUGUGACUUAUUUUGCUCCAUCCCACUCUCUAUGAAUCCCCCCCCAUCCCACUCCCCCACAAGCCCCUGUUGCUGCGUUACUAGAGCUCAGAAUGGAAAGGUUCUAAAUGACAGAUUUGUUCUAAACAGAGUUAUGGACGCCACCCUGCUCUGCUCUGCCUACAGGCUAAAGCUCGAAAUGAAUGUUACUAUAUUAGAAAGAAGACGAGAUGAGAAUUGCUCUCACAUCAGACAAAUAUCUCUGAGUGUUUAGUCACAUAGAACCCUCUCAUUCUAUGGUCUCCGCCCCCUUGGGGAAGCCUUACUUGUCAAAUGCACUAAACUAAAGAUGCCACGCGACCCCUCCUACUCUCCACGACCCCUAACUGCUGACCUCUAUCCCUAACCACACUACCCAGGGUUCUCUCUGCUCUUCAGGGGUGGCUCGCUUGUGUUGUCCAGUGAAACACACACACACACAAACACACACACACGCACUCACGCACGCACGCACGCACGCACACACACACACACACACACACACACACACACACACACACACACACACACACACACACACACACACACACACACACACACACACACACACACACACACACACACACACACACAGUUCAGCUGAACCCAAAACCAGAAAGGGGCUUCAGUAGGUACUCUGUGCUCCAUAGUUGUACUGUAAAUAUUAUGUCUCUGUGUGUGUGAGCGUGUGCACGCGCGUAUGUGUGUGUGUGUGUGUGCGUGCGUGUGUGUGUGUGUUCCAUACCUGUGGCUAUGUAACGUGGCUGGCUGGUGAAUGUGAUAGCAUGCUAAUGUGUAUAGCAUGGAUGUAGAUGUUGUAUUUGCAUGUGGUGACCGACGGCUAAGAGACAUUAUAGAACUAACACCCUACUCCAAGCUGACCCCUGACCCCUGAUAAGGGAAACUAUAGGGUGAAGGGGACUGGUCGAUCUGGAACUGGGGUAUGAUAUGUAGCAAAUUUAGUAGGUGGUGGUUCUUUGGUUUCAUCUCCACCCCUCACAACCACUAACUCCACCCCUCACAACCACUAACUCCACCCCUCACAACCACUAACUCCACCCCCUGUGUUUACAAAGCAAGCCAAAGUCCACAACAAAACAACCAUGAGAAUCCAGUAGACCAUAGACCUUUACAAUAGAUUGAAGUCACUCACUGUAUAUUCGAGGGUACACCGUAACCCUGUACGUUCUGCUUAUAUAUCACUACAACAGGGUUUGUUUAGGUCAAACUGAAUUAUGAAUGUCAACUAUUCAUUAAGGAUCCACCUGGAACCAAAUAUAAAAAGACCCAAAUAAUGCCAUUUUUCUAUUGAUGCAGUGAAUUAAGGGUUAACUACAUAUUUAAUCAUGUUUAGAAGACAUUUUUAAGCAGAAUUCAAGUUUUAACUGAAACCACUUGGUAGAGUAAAUACAUACAGUUACAUUCACUAGCUAGAGUAAAUACAUACAGUUACAUUCACUAGCUAGAGUAAAUACAUACAGUUACAUUCACUAGCUAGAGUAAAUACAUACAGUUACA
Oncorhynchus gorbuscha (pink salmon) is the source of this 4970-nucleotide messenger RNA. Its product is annotated as probable cationic amino acid transporter. The coding region runs from base 410 to 2707 and encodes 765 amino acids. Gene Ontology annotation, cellular component: plasma membrane. The transcript has 13 exons. Gene Ontology annotation, biological process: transmembrane transport; amino acid transport. Gene Ontology annotation, molecular function: amino acid transmembrane transporter activity. The record is from RefSeq and is a predicted model, not a curated record. Lineage: Eukaryota; Metazoa; Chordata; Actinopteri; Salmoniformes; Salmonidae.